Symbiodinium necroappetens is the source of this 2625-nucleotide messenger RNA. NCBI's taxonomy places the organism in Eukaryota, Dinophyceae, Suessiales, Symbiodiniaceae. The record is from the annotation of a GenBank genome assembly.
AUGGGCCGAAAGAAGGUGGCAGCAGAGCCUGAGCAGGCAAAGGAGGAGCCUAGUCGUGAGCCAAGUGCUCCCUCGAGACCCCCUAAGAACCCCCACAACCUUGCUUUAAAGAAAGCUCUAGAGAAAGGUGUGGCUGCCAAGGCAGCUGCAAAAGAGGAGAAGCUGAAAGCACAGCUUCUUUUGGACGAUGGGCAGUGCAGUAUGACACUAGGUGAUCUUAUGGAAGAAGAGAAGCUAUCCCUCCCUGAAGCACUAGAGGUCCAGAAGCAACUUCAGUCGGCAGCCGAAGACCCCGAGUUAGAAGCAUCACGCAAGGCAGCGAGCAAAGCAGCAAAGGAAAUAGCAAAGGACCCCAAGCCCACCAGGCAACCCAAAUCCAAGGCAAAGGCAAAGGCAAAGGCCACUGCAGCACCGGUGCCCGCAGAAGAGCAAGAAACCCAAGUCGACGACCCAGAAGAAACAAUGGCUGAAGCCGUAGCCGAACCCAAGAGAAAGCAUGCCGAUGCAACCCAAACGGAGCCUGCCAAUGAGUUUCUGAGAAGAAAGAAGCAAAGGCAAAGGGAGCACGAGGAUACCAAGCAGAGAGAGGCUGCCGCAGCCCCUGCAGGAACACCAGAGCCGGCAGCCAAGCGCAAACACCCGAAGGAGCCAGAUUAUGAGAAGGACAUCGAGGAGCUGAUGGAUGAAUUGGACCUGGAAGAGAAGAAGGAGGCAGCAGAGCACAAGGACAACAGCAAGAACAAGCGACGCAAGAAGAAGAAACACUCCAAGCCACCAUCCUCUGUUGUGACAGCAGAAGAUGAGGAGAAGGAGGAGGAUAAGGAGGAGCACGACAUGAAGCCGUCCAACCCAGCCCCACCGGCCAUGCCUCCCCCUGCAACGCGUGCAUCUUACAAGCGAUCCGAUGCCUUCUGCCAUGAGGAGGGUGAUGAGAAGUCUUCGCGCAAAGGCCAAGGCUCCAAACUGCCCCCGAACACAACAACGACCGCCGUCGACCCAGACUGCACCAAGCCAAAGAAGGAAGGCAGCACUAUCGAUGGAUCGAUGUCGGAGCUGCUCGAGUCGCCGCUUAGAUGCACUUGUCACAACAUGUUCGAGGGGAAUGCUAGCUCUUGGGGAAUUGAGCUCCGAUGCUGUAUCAUCAUGAGGCUUGGGAACUCGGCUUCGCAAGUCGGUGCUAACAUGGACUACAAGAAACUCUUGGGUAUGGUGACACAGCUGCAAGUCCGGCUUGAAAAAGCUGCCGAUGAAAAGGAAGCUGCCGAGGCGCAGGUUGUGCAUCCUGAGGAGCCAGUGCCAGCUGAGCCAGUGCCUGCUAGCAAGGUGAAGGCAGAUGAUGAAAAUGGUGAUGGGGGUGAGGAUUUGGAUGGGGAGCCUAUGGAUGAGGAGGCCGAUGAUGAUGAAUCUGUAGCGAUGGAUAGUGAUGGGGAGAGUGCUGCAGAGCACGCGGAGAUUUUGCAGGAGGCGGAAAAUCUCCGAUCUAGGCGAGUGGAAGAGGCACAGAAGCCUAAGGAGGCUCCUUUGUUGCCACCCCCGAACGCAGCAGAUGCUGUGCCAGACACUAGGCCCCCCGUGAACCCUGUACGCACUGAGCUUGCUGUCGUCAACAGCACGACACACAAGAAGGAGUACAUGCGACUGAACCGCUUGAUCAAUACCGGCGCCUUGGCCGAGAAGUUCCCAUCAAUGCAAGCCUUGGCUGAUGGAACCAUCAAGGCUAGGAAGAAGGUGGACGCCAUCGUCGCGCGCGGGGGGGGCGUCCCGGACAGGGACGCCCCCCUCGUGCUCGAGGAAACCAAGUUUUGGGUGACGGUGGAGGAGAGCCGCGAAGACACCGAAGGGGUAGAGCUUAUGUAUAAAGAGGAGCUUAAUCUCCACAUGCGGCCGGAUACCUCUGCUGCGACGAGGGAGAUCCUACGUGCGUAUGAUGCGUACAAUUCGGAGCUGGCAUCAGCGGCAAAUGUGCCGCAGGGACGUGCUGAGCUCCGAAAGGAGAUGUCGAGCUGCAUGACCUUGAGCGUGGAGCUCCCCCAGGACGACGAGCUCAAGACCAUGAUCGAUGAAAGCCUCGCGGAGCUCAAGAGCUUGGCAUUGAGGCUCAAAAAUGCCAAGACCUUCGAUGCGAUGGAUCCCAUCUGUCGUGAGAUUCAUGAAGUGGUAGCCUGGUAUGUCACUGACUUCAAGGUGACCAAGGGCAAGGCAAAGGGACUGGUCCAGCGCUGCCUCAUCAUGUGUCUGCCAGUGUCCGACAAGAGCUGGAUCGUGCAGUCUGUUUGUACUGGCGAUGCCACGAUUACAUUGGGAUGUGAGCUCGGCCACUUCGUCGCUUACGAGUUGGCCAAAUGUAUGAUCGAUGAAGGCUACCUCGACUGUUUGCUACCAUCCGACAAGACGACUGUAAUCAAAUGUUGGAAGUCUUUUCUUGAGGACCUAGGGGACGGUCAUCCGAUGGCCGGCAUGGACGAGGACCUCUACUUCUGUGUCGUGGCGAUGAAGGGUGACAUCAAGUACAUGUACCAGAGCUUCAAUCUAUAUGCUGGAGAUGUGCAGCUUCGCGGGGUGCCUCUGACUUUUCCCUUGUUUAUACGGACAUCUCGCCACGAGCACGUUGGCGAUUUCAGAUGA